Messenger RNA from Pseudogymnoascus verrucosus, 3142 nucleotides. RefSeq lists its product as uncharacterized. The transcript has 2 exons. Lineage: Eukaryota; Fungi; Ascomycota; Leotiomycetes; Thelebolales; Thelebolaceae. The record is from RefSeq and is a predicted model, not a curated record. The coding region runs from base 29 to 3142 and encodes 1037 amino acids.
CCACAAACAACGCCCCCUCACCGCAGCAAUGGACUUCAUCCAAACAGUAAAGCGCUUACAACCCAACUACCCCACCUGCAGCAUCUGCUCCCUCCUCAUAUGCACCCACACCCACCGCUUCUUCACCUACCACGGCUACCUCGAAUACCUGGACUCGACCAUCGAACCAGCAGCAGUGGGCCGAGAGGGAGAGAGACAGAUCUUCAUGACGAAUCUCGCAAAGGCCGAGUUUGGAUUUGAGCCCGAGGAUCGCGUGGAGUGGUGUACUGUGUGCUAUAACGACGGGCGUCUGAAGUUACAUCGCACGUUGACGAAGGAGGGGUAUGCGAGGUCUCUGAGGGAGAAGAGUGGAUUCGAGUCUGUUGAGGAGGCGGUGGCAAAGGCGGAUGAGGUGUAUGGGGAUGGUGCUGGGUUGGGGAGUCUCGAUGAUAUGGAAGCUGUUCUUGGUGGUCGUACCCUGGGCUAUGGAGCUGCGUUAGGGAGUCUCGAUCGUAUGGAAGCCACUCUUAGCGGGCAUACUCAGGGCUAUGGAAUUGCGUCAAUGAGUCUCGAUGGUAUGGAAGCUUCCUUAAGGGCUCUCGAUGAUAUGAAAGCCGCUCUCAGUGGUGGUACUCAGGGCUAUGGAGCUGAGUUAGGGGGGUUCGAUAAUGCAGAGACUACGUUUAGGCGUCUCGAUGAUAUGGAAGCUACGUUAAGGGAUCUCGAUGAUAUGGACGCCGCUCUUGGAAGCCCUACUAAGGGCUAUGGUGCCGGGUUGGGGAGUCUCGAAGAUAUUGAAGCUGCUCUCAGAGGUCGUAUUGGCGAUGGCGCAGAGUCAGGGAGUCUCGAUGACACGAAAGAUACUCUCUGGGUGCAUGCUCGAGGCGGUGGUGGUGAGUCGUAUGGCGAGGACGACUUUACUGGAGUAGCAGAUGAGGGGCGUGAGUACUAUACAAAAUUUGAUAGGUGCCUGGAGUGGGAUAUUCGGAAUGAGAUUAUCCGCCUCACGAGGAAAUGGGAAGAGGGACUUCCGGGAGUUAGUAAUAACAUCCGAGACUUCGAGACCUUCAGACAGGACAUAAAAGAUGAAUGGAUCCGAAAGGCCGACGGGUACCCAGAAUACCCAGAAACACGCCGCACUAUGCCUUGGGACGACAUGACCUGGGACCAGCUGCAAGACCUAGCACUAUCACCUGCGCCAAAACCACCACCACCAACAACACCCCCCACAAGCUUGCGAAGCAACACCCCCAACGGCCUAACCGACGAACAAUACGAAAAAGCUCGCCGCGACUACUUCAUAAGAUGGCAAGUAGCGUCGCAUCUCAAAUCCCCCGAGCGCAAGAACGAGCUGAAAGUACUCAUGGAAGCCUCGUGGAUCAAACGCGUCGGCGCCCGCGGCAUGGAAGACAACAUGCCCUGGCACAUCGACUUCUUCUCUAACCCCCAUCGUCCACUCGUCCAACCUCCUCACGACCCCUUGCAUCCUCCACCCGGUGGAUGGGUGUCCGAGGCCGACCAACUCCAGUUCCGAAAGGAGUGGGAGGACAUGGCGUUUGGGAAGGAUGGGAAGUUGAGUAAAGACCCGAUGCAGAGAUAUACUCUGGCAAGGCUUAUACAAGCAGCGUUCAUUACAGCGUUCGGAUCCCGCGGCGAGAGGCAGGUUAUGCCUUGGACUGCGGAUUUGGUACGCCCUGAACCUGUGCCGUCGGGCGACUCUGCGGGGGGGGAUGAUGGGAUGGGACAAUCGCAUCCGCUCCCGGAUACGAGCUUGGAGACUGAUUAUGCGACGUUGCGCUCGGAAUACGCGAUGAUCUUUAUUAACCGCAUCAGGGGGGAGGAUCAGGAGGAAAUAGAGAGGGUAGCGGGUGUGUUUCGCGAGGCGUGGGUGCAGGAGGUGGGGGUGAGGGCACACGAUGUUAGGAUGCCUUGGGAUGAGGUGUUAGGGAAGCAGACAGAUAGGGAGGUGAAACAGGAGGAGGUGCGGGAUGUGGUGGGUGGUGACGUGAAGGAAGAGGGGAGGGGGAGGGAUCGGGGUAGGUCGAGGCGGAGGAGGAAGGCUUUGCUCUGGACGAGGAGGAGAGGGGAGAGUGUGUGCGAGUUCCAUCCCCCCCGAAAACCCCUCCCCAAACAACCGCCACCUUCCUCCUCCACCCCACCACCACCACCCAACCCCCUCCGCCACCGCACCCUCCCCCUCCUCCUCGGCUCCCUAACUGCCUUCACCUUAGCCGGGUAUAGCAGCUACAUCUACGUCACCUACCGGCGCGCCACCUCCUCCUCCUCCCCCAAUGCCAUCCACAGCGUCCCCCUCGACGUCUCCGAACGAUACAACGACAUCGCCACCGAAUUCGACGGGGACGUGGAGUGGAUGGAGUGGUCUAUGGGGCUUUUGCAACUACGGAAGGAGAUGGCGGCGAAGGCAAGGGGGAGGGUGUGUGAGGUUAGUGUUGGGACGGGGAGGAAUAUGGGGUUUUAUGAGUUUGGGGGGGUGAUGACUGGGAAGAAAGGGGAGGGGAAGGGGAAGAAGGGAGAGGAGGGGGAAGGGGAAGAGGGAGGGAAAGUGACGAGUUUCACGGCGGUGGAUAAGUCGCCCCAGAUGAUUGCUGUGGCGAGGGAGAAGUUCUCUAGAGAGCAUCCUCGGGUUAGGGGCGUGCAGUGGGUUGUGCAAGACGCAUCGCUGCCUCUCCCGCCUCCGCCCUCUUCCACUUCCUCACCCUCCACCUCCACCUCACCCACCACCUCACUCACCACCUCGCCCCAGAAAUACGACACAAUCCUCCAAACCAUGGGCCUCUGCUCCACCCCCGCCCCCGCCUCUCUCCUCCUCAACCUCUCCAACCACCUCGCACCCGACGGCCGCAUCUUACUCUUAGAGCAUGGAAGGGGAUACUGGGGGUGGUUGAAUAAUAUCCUCGAUGCCCUGGCGCCGGGUCACGCGGAGAGGUUUGGGUGUUGGUGGAAUAGGGAGGUGGGUGGGAUUUUGGAGGAGGUUGAGAAGAUGGGGGGACUGAGGGUGGUGGAGGUGAGGAGGAGGAAUUGGGGGACUACUUGGUGGGUUGAGUUGAGGAGGGCUGAGGAUGAGGGGGAGGAGGAGGAGGGGGAGGGGGAGUGGAAGGGGGAGGGUGGGAAGAAGGAGUCUGUCGCUCGGUCAUGCCUUUGA